Molecule: messenger RNA, 1510 nt
Organism: Penicilliopsis zonata CBS 506.65
Lineage: Eukaryota; Fungi; Ascomycota; Eurotiomycetes; Eurotiales; Aspergillaceae
Exons: 2
Coding region: 129-1253 (374 amino acids)
Source: RefSeq, a predicted model, not a curated record
GAUCAAGUAAGAGCGGCUAACGAUAGCUGCCUCUGAGCAUAAAAGGCUCUAUUUUCUCCGGAACCAGACUCGGAAUUAUCCAUGACUUACUUGUUAUUUCUUUCCUCCACGAUCUUCUUUGCUGUCCAAUGAUGUCCACCAUACUUGACUCAUCCACGCCCGUCCCGGACACGCUCGAGGAGUGGCAGGCGCAAGUCGACCUGUUGGGUCUCAGCACCAAAACCAUCCACGAUAUCCAGUUGAAGUCCGCCUCUCGUGUCUCCAGGGAACAAUUUCUACUGCUCCGAGUGCUUUGGGAAGACGGUGACUCCUCUAAAUUUCUGCAGUUCUUCGACUUGAGCCAAUGGCUGCCAGCUGCCAAAGAGAAGUUGGGAAACCUUUCGUCAUGGAGGAGAUACUGCCAAAGUUUCACGAGCCCGAUCCCUGAAGGGACAUUUGCUGCAGCUCGUCAUUAUCAACUGGAAGCUUCCAAAACAGAACAGGUUGACUUUGGCGGCGGUGUUGUCUUCUCUCCCAAAGUUCACAUGACUCGUUCAAGGACACAGCUUCAACCUCCGAUCCGCCAACCAGACUUUACCUCCACAACUCCUCCAAGGCAACUUGACCAGGCUUUUGAGACCCCCGGCAUCGAUUACGAGCCAGGCUCAAGUCCUCUAGACCUCCCAAUGUCGUCGCCUCCGUCUCACUGGAGCACUAUCAGCCCCGAUGACGAAUUCAUGUACCCCCCAACGAAAGAUGAGCAGAUCACCAAUACCGCUCUUCUGGUCUUUCUUGAUUCUAUCACUCUCCAUUUCAAUCUUUCUGUGUCCUGGUCUCUACAUCGCAUCGCUUUGACGGCGGAAUUCACCAAUGCAAAAUUCGAAGCAAGGACGGAUGGCUACCUUGCAGAUCGCAAUGGGGAUAUCAAGGCUAUCAUCGAGGUCAAGCCGGUACUCAGGCAGAUGAAGGAGCCUCAGAUUCGCAUACAAGAGAGCCACCAAAUUGUCGCUGGCUUACUGACAGACUACAAUUCAUCCUUCCCUGCACGUCGGAAUAAGCCUCGUAUUAUUAUAUCACAAGAUAGACAUGAGAUUUAUAUCUCGAUUGCGGAGUACAACGCUGAUUACAUCAACUAUCUCCAAACUGGGGAUACCCGCAACAAUCCUUUCCUGGUGGUGCAUGAAUUCGGUCCUUGGAACACGAACAACCCCGCUUCUAUGGCUGAACUAGGUCCAAUUCUUCUAGCGAUUAGCCUCAAGGCUCAGCAUUACUAGGUAGAUGAGGGUGUUAUUAAACCAAACAUUUUACAUUAGAACUAAUGCUUAACUCAUUCCACUAUUUGCCUUGUUUCACGGCGUUGUGCCAGUCCAAGUAUCCCAGUUUCAUCGUCACCGGCGCUAUUCAAUAGUACUUCCUGUCUCUUCAGAGGUGGCUUUAUAAUAUUGUCUCUAGAAGAACUAUUUAGGGUUUAGCCAAUUAUUCGUUACUACUAACUAACUAGUAGGCGGCGGCGGUGGUGGUGGUGGUGGUG